CAAAUAAUGGAAGUGCCUGCCAUCACAUUCCUUUAUGUGUGUGUUCCAGAUUAUCCCAAUCAGCAAGCAACAAACAAAACUGUCACCCUGUAAUCAUUUUCAUCGUCAGUGUCUCUCUCUCUCUCUCUCUCUCUCUCUCGUACACACACACACACACACUCUACAAAAACUCCUCCCAACAGAUGACACCUCACAAUCGCCGCCGUCUUCCUCCUUACCUCUGAACCCCCCGUCGUUUCCCAUAUGGCCUCCCCUUCCGACGACCCGGUUCACAAUGGCGCCGCUGUGGGUCCUUCCGGUCCUCCCGACAUCCUUCAAGAAUUCAGCCACCACGACCCGACCGUGGCUCGAAUCAACAACGGCAGUUUCGGGUCAUGCCCAUCUUCCGUGCUUUCCGCCCAGCAAGAAUGGCAGCUCAAGUGGCUCCAACAACCCGAUGAUUUCUACUUCAACACCCUCAAACCUUCCAUCCUCAAAACCCGAUUGAUUAUCCGGGAUUUAAUCAACGCCGACCACGUUGACGAAAUCUCCAUCGUCGAUAACGCCACCACCGCCGCCGCCAUUGUUCUCCAGCACAUCACCUGGUCGUUCUUCUCCAGUCAAUUUCAACCCGGGGACUGCGCCAUCAUUCUCCACUAUGCUUACGGGGCUGUCAAGAAAUCCCUUCAGGCCUAUGUUGCCCGGGCCGGCGGCCACGUCAUCGAGGUCAAGCUUCCGUUCCCGGUGAGUUCGGAUGAGGAAAUUAUUUUGGAAUUUAAGAAGGCCCUGGAUUUGGGAAAGGUUAAUGGUAGGAAAAUUAGACUGGCUGUGAUUGAUCAUAUUACUUCGAUGCCUACUGUUGUAAUUCCUGUUAAACAGUUGGUGAAGAUGUGUAGAGAUGAAGAUGUGGAUCAGAUAUUGGUUGAUGGUGCGCAUGCCAUUGGUUGUGUUGAUAUUGAUGUUAAGGAUAUUGGGGCUGAUUAUUACACUAGCAAUUUGCAUAAAUGGUUCUUUUGCCCACCGGCUGUAGCGUUUUUGUACUGUAGGAAGUCGGAAAAUUUGAAGCAAUUGCACCAUCCUGUGGUUUCGCAUGAGUAUGGAAAUGGAUUGGCCAUUGAGAGCUCUUGGAUUGGAACUAGAGACUACAGUGCGCAAUUGGUUCUGCCGGAAGUGAUGCAGUUUGUGAAUAGGUUCGAUGGUGGGAUUGACGGCAUAAAGAGGAGGAAUCACGAGAAGGUCAUGGAAAUGGCAAUGAUGUUGGCAAACGAGUGGGGAACACAUUUAGGUGCACCUCCAGAGAUGUCUUCAAGCAUGGCCAUGGUUGCAUUGCCCACUAGUUUGGGGAUUUCAAGUGAGUCUGAUGCCCUGAAGUUGAGGACUCACUUGAGGAAUACGUACAAAGUUGAAGUUCCUAUAUACUACAGAGCACCGGAAACAGAAGGGGAGGUUAACUCGGUAACAGGUUAUGCGAGGAUUUCUCAUCAAGUGUACAACACAAUUGAGGAUUAUCAUAGGUUUAGGGACGCUGUGAACACUCUCAUUCAAACAGGGUUUACUUGUGCUCUUCUCACCAAAUUACUGGCUGAUGAGAGUUGAGUUGCCGGUUCUUGUAUCACAUUUCGGUUUAGUUUAGCUGGUUACUGAUCCCCCAUAACUUCAAAGUAGAUGAAUAACUUCAGAUUUAAUGACUAAUCUGACAAAAAUUGUCUUUCAAGCCCGUGACAGCUCGGCUUAGGAAAUGCAGGAGCGCUAGAUAAGCACCAGCCUGUGGAGGCUUUUGGCAACUAUGGCUUACCAGUCUGUAACAGUCCUGCAUUGGUCCAUUAGCCGGUCACCUGGAUACCAAGUAACUCCAGAAGCAGAUCUGCUAAGAAAACUGUGCUUCGUGGCCUGGAUCCUAGAGUUUAUGUACUGAUACUUUGAUGAUUUUAAGAAUUCAGUAGCCAUGGCUUAAGUCCUGAAGUGUGGACUUGGGAUUUUUUUGAAGGUUAUACACACACACCAUAUUCUUAGUUCUUUUGCGGUUUGAUGUGGCUCUAUGGAUUUAAUAGUAAGGUUGAAGAAAAUAAUUAAGAUUUGAUCAUUGAAAACAUUGUUGGUUAGUACAAUUUGAGUAAUAUUGAUACUUCUUUUUUACAAAAUUCUUUUUUCUUUUUCUUUUGGCAUAUUGAUAUGCUACUUUAGUUUGUUGAAUCUUACUACAUGUAAUAACUUAAGCGGG
This is a messenger RNA of Oldenlandia corymbosa var. corymbosa, 2200 nucleotides long. NCBI's taxonomy places the organism in Eukaryota, Viridiplantae, Streptophyta, Magnoliopsida, Gentianales, Rubiaceae. The record is from the annotation of a GenBank genome assembly.